GAUAAAUCUUAGAAGUGGGGGAGAGAGGGGGAGGGUUUCGUUAGUAAUUGUGAAAUCCAGCAGUGAAGAGGUCAAGGCCCAUGUUGACAUAUCCCGAAGAUAUGAUAAAAGAUGGAUACCGAUUUUCAAAAACAAAUAAAUAUUUCGAUGUCUGCUCUAGUUGCCUUCUUUCAUCACCCGACUUGAAGAGUAUCACUUUCACAGGAUAUUUUUGGUGAAUCGUAGGAAACUUAAAGAUGCUUUGAAAAUGGAAUUUUUUGUUGAUUCUUCUCUUUUUAGCAAACUUGUUCAGGAUAUAAUCUAAACUCCAAGAUGGUUAGUCCUCUAGAUCAAGAUUUUCUUCGUUUUGUCCCCUAAUUUUAUAAUAAAGAUCCUAUGAUAUUUCAGUUAUAUGAUUCGGAUAUUGGAUUUCUUGCUAGGAUGUAUGGUUACUUCCUUGCUACCUGUUCUGUCUUCUCAUGAAGAAGCAUCUCUAAUACCGAUUUAUUACUCAGUAUUUCAUUUGUAUAUACCGUAUUCUAUGAGCUCUUCUUUUCUUUGGACUAAUUAUUGACUAAUGCGCUUUCUAGGCUUAUGCAAGAUAUAGUUCCACAAAUUAAGUUGUUUGCGGAAAACAUAAUAUUAGUUUACAACUAAGAAAAAUAUAUUUUUUGUAAGUAGAAAUGAAGAGAAGGUUCAAUUUAAUCUUUCGGCUAUCGCAAUUUGAAACAAUAACUCUCCUAUUUGAAAUGAUAGUAAUUUGGAAUUACUUCUUUCAAGAUAAGAUUAUGCAAAGGAGAGGUAUUGGUUAUACGCAAUAAAUAUUUUGCCGAGUUUCUUGCAAAUAAUAUCAUUGAGGGCUCACGUGCAAAAAAAAAAAGUUUUCCAGGAGAGACAAAAGAGCAUAGGGUUUUGAAUCCAGCAGUAACGAGGUAAGAAUUUUUUGAAAAUCUCUUGCGUUGAUAUUAAUUCUAUCUUUAAUUACUUUGAUGCUCUAAACAAUGAUUCUCUUUCUUAAGAAGAGCCUCUCUCUUGGUCCUUCACCUUGUUCAACCCCCAAAAAUGUCAUCUUUUACCUCCGAUUCUUCUUCUCAUCCCAAAACCCAGAACCCAAAUCCAAUCCCAUAUCAGUUUACUUGAUGUCUACAUUUGGGCUCUCCUCACAAAAGGCUGCCAGCUCCAGUAAACUACUCCCCAAUCGCAGAUUCCCUUCGAAUCCUGAUUCGGUCAGGCAUUUCUUCAAACACAACGGCUUCACUGAUACCAACAUCAAAUCCCUAAUCUCCAAUGACCCUGUCAUCCUCUGGGCUGAUCUGGACAGGACCCUGGUCCCCAAUCUCCAGGCCAUGCGCAGAUUGGUUGCUUUCUCUGAGCUUCGGAUAUUUGUUGUUGCAAGCCUGAGAAUCCUCACAAUCUCCCUUGCAUUCGCUCGAGUUGAGUUCUGGAAAACAUUUCUGAACAAUGACAUGAAGAAACUCCUGUUGGUCUUUGCAAAGAACCGGAGUCUAAUUGGUCGGGACAUUGAUAAGAGUAUUGCCCCAAAGAUUGCUCUUUUAAAGAGCUAUGGGCUCUCUUCCAUGGAUUUUGUAGUGCUCUUAGGUAAAGGUUCCCUUCUCAUUACGAGGAGCACGGCUUAUAUUGAGAUGUUGUUGAAGAAAGUUGAAAAGUUUGGAUUUCCACGUGGGUCUUCAACGUUCGUGCGUGGGUAGUGUCCCUUGGAAGUACCACGACUAAUAAUUUGAGGCUGAAGAUGGAAAUUUUCAAGUCCUUUGGAUGGUCGGAGAGCAUGUUUUUU
This is a messenger RNA of Asparagus officinalis (garden asparagus), 1774 nucleotides long. RefSeq lists its product as uncharacterized. Gene Ontology annotation, cellular component: chloroplast. Lineage: Eukaryota; Viridiplantae; Streptophyta; Magnoliopsida; Asparagales; Asparagaceae. Gene Ontology annotation, biological process: regulation of DNA-templated transcription; chloroplast organization. Bases 981 to 1688 code for a protein of 235 amino acids. The record is from RefSeq and is a predicted model, not a curated record. Gene Ontology annotation, molecular function: double-stranded DNA binding. The transcript has 3 exons.